Messenger RNA from Ipomoea nil (Japanese morning glory), 866 nucleotides. RefSeq names its product protein NDR1-like. Gene Ontology annotation, biological process: defense response to other organism. The transcript has 2 exons. The coding region runs from base 121 to 738 and encodes 205 amino acids. The record is from RefSeq and is a predicted model, not a curated record. NCBI's taxonomy places the organism in Eukaryota, Viridiplantae, Streptophyta, Magnoliopsida, Solanales, Convolvulaceae.
GUUAAGAAAGACCAAAUUUCACGUGCUAUUUCUGUCCUGACUUCCGCCACUUGAAUCUUCAUUUCCGGUUCUUGAAAAACCGGCAGUUUCCUGUCUCGCCGGAAAAUCCUUUCUCCCUCCAUGUCAGAUUCCGGCCACGGCAGCGGAUGCUUCAAGUGCUGCUUCAGAUUCAUUCUGACUUCGGGCCUCACGGCCCUCUUCGUCUGGCUUAGUCUCCGCACCACCAAGCCUUCAUGCUCCAUUUCGGCCGUUUACUUGCCGGCGCUUAACACCUCCGGCGCUUCAAACGCCACGAGAUCCAAUCACACCCUCUACUUCACUAUCAACCUUAAGAACAAGAUGAAGGACAAGGGCGUCAGAUACGACGAAGUUCGCCUCAGCUUCUAUUAUGGUGCGAACACCAGUGUCCCCAUCGGCAAUUACACGGUUCCGAGCUUUUACCAGGGCCACGGCAAAGAUGCCGACAAGCUCGGGAAUUUGACCGCCCGUGGAGUGCCGUGGGAGGCGGCUUUCAGGGCGGUUUCGAAUGGGUCAAAGCCGGUUUUCCGGAUGGAUUUAUAUACCAGGGUGAGGUACAAGAUUGUGUUUUGGUACACAAAGAGACACAACUUUAUGGUGGAAAACACCACUGUGGAAGUCAACAACUCCGGUAAGAACUCCGGCACACGACAACGCCGUUCCUUCCACGCGCCGGCUAUAUUUUCCGUCACUUUAUUUGUUCUGGUUUUGCUAUUGUAACUGGAGUAGAAUAGCAAAAGAUCAGAUUUUUUUUUAACAUGUUGUCUUUUUUCCUUUCUUUUUCUUCUCAAUUUAUGAUUGUAUUAUUUGGAAAUUUUGAAGGGUAAUUCAUUUUUUUCCCAUUGAAA